Suncus etruscus (white-toothed pygmy shrew) is the source of this 7554-nucleotide messenger RNA. It is a transcript of the gene BAHCC1, whose product is annotated as BAH domain and coiled-coil containing 1. The record is from RefSeq and is a predicted model, not a curated record. Gene Ontology annotation, molecular function: chromatin binding. The transcript has 27 exons. Bases 1 to 7554 code for a protein of 2517 amino acids. NCBI's taxonomy places the organism in Eukaryota, Metazoa, Chordata, Mammalia, Eulipotyphla, Soricidae.
AUGGAUGGCCGCGACUUCGUGCCGCCGCCGCCGCAUCUGCUGCCGGAGCGCGGGAGCCUGGGCCACCGCGGCGCGGCCGCCGCUCGCCUCGCUCCAGCCGGGCCGGCCGCGCAACCGCCCGCGCACUUCCAGCCGGCCAAGUACUUCGCGUCGCCGCUGCCCAUGGCUUCGCACGCAGGCAGCAGCCGCCUUGUGAGCAGCUCGGGAGCUGCCCCAUUCAUGAGCAGCUUCCUGACGGGCAGCCUCGGACCCUCGACCCCAGCGCACCCUGGCCCAGCGCCUGCCCCAACAGAGCAGGCCUACCGCGCCUCGCACCCGGCUGCCUCCCACAUCUGGUUCUCCCACUCCCAUGAAGCCCCCGGGUACCCCAGGUUUUCAGGGAGCCUGGCUUCCACCUUCCUGCCCAUGACCCACUUGGAGCACCAUGGAGAGAGCAGCGUCCUCUAUGGGCAGCACCGUUUCUAUGGGGCCCACAAAGAUAACUUCUACCUGCGGGACCUGCCGGCACAGCCCACGCUCCUGGCCGCCAAUCACAACUUCCCAGGCGUGCCCCGCGCCCCUACUAGCCACCCGGUGGGUGCCUGCAGCCGAGAGUGGGGGGAAGCUGGCGCCCUUCCUAAGGGCCCCCCAGAUCCCGACCGCUUCCUCCUGGGCAAAGAGAAGGCCAGCAAGACUGAGGGCAAGGAGCGGCAGGCGGUGGUGGAGACUGGCGACAAGGAGCCGCGGCACCAGCUGGUGCUGGGAGAGGCUGUGCCCCGGGGAUCCUGCGAGGGCCGCCCUAAGCACCUGGCCUCCUGCCUGCUCAGCACCAAGAUGCUGGGUGGCGAGGUGGGCAAGGGGGCGCUGGCGAGCUGCGCCGGGGGCAUGCUGGUGCGGUCCAGUGUAGGCGUGACGGCCCCUGGGCGCUGUGCCAAGGAGGUGGUGGGUCCUGCGGAGUCCGGGCCGGCCUUCAGUGAGUGCCUGGAGCGGCGGCAAAACCUGCACCACGCCGCGCCCUACCCCGGGGCCUCGGCGCUGCCUGCCGGGCCGCCGCCUCUCAGCACGGCCUCCGGACACUUCCCCUGCCUGCAACUGCGCCCGGGCGCCGAGGGAUUGUGCACGGUGCAGGACAAGCGGACCCGGGACCUGAAGGCCAGCGGGGCCACCUUCGUGCCUUCUGUGGGCCACCUAGGCGACAAGACUCACGCCUACCAUGCUGCCGAGGCCUGCGCUGUCAUGGGCGAGGCCAAGGGGCUGCACGUGGAAGGACCAGCCAACCCGCAGCACGCUGCACCCUAUGGGGUCCCCUACGCCCACCUGAAGGCUGAGGGCAAAGGCGAGCGACGGCCGGGGGGCCUGGAUGUGGCCCUUAGUCCGCGGCUUAAGGGCCUGGAGCACCUCCCUGGCACAGGCCCUGACAGCCUCUUCCCAGCGCUCCCCAAAGGUGCUCUGGACAAAAGCGGCUAUUUGGACCUGCCUGCGCCUGCCCCGGACUGCGCCCGGCCGAGCCUCCAGGACCCCCUGGGCAGGAAGGGCCCCCCGGCCUGCUGCACUUUAGACAAGACCCCAGCCAAGGAAGGGUCUGUGGGCACCACGGCGGCCCAGAAGGUGGCCCGGAUCCGCCACCAGCAGCACUGGGCUGCCUCUGAAGGAGAACCGCCAGGUGGCGGCGGGGCCGAGGCCAAGCGCAAGUCCCUGGAGCUGGCUUCUCUGGGCUACAGUGGGUCCCACCUGCCCCCCUGGAGCGUCCAAUCCAGCCAGUCCGGGAUGGCUGUGGGCGAGGAGCGCAAGUCCGGACCCUACCUGGACCCAUUUGGGGGCAGCCUGCAGCCCCCUGGACUCCGGGCCCCAGAGCUGCCCGCCCCGCCCGAGGACGGCUCAGCCAUGAAGAGCCUCCUCAGGUACAGCAACCAGGCCCUGGUGGUCGGACAGAAAACGCCCUUCGUGGGUCUGGGGACACUCAAGGCCAGCUGUGCCCAGCAGGAAGGGAGGCCCCCGGCCCCCAAAGGCCCUGGCCCAGCCCCAGGCGAGGUGGAAAGGCCAGACUGCGCGCGCAGCCGGGGCCACGAGGGCCUGCCCGGAGACACCACUGAGGUCCGGCAGCCGCCCGUGGGCAUCGCUGUGGCCGUGGCCCGGCAGAAGGAUCCCUCGAGCCGGCCUGAGACGGCCUAUGGUGGCGGCACUGGGCGGCAGGGCCGGGUGGCCAACCCCUUCAAAGCCGCCGCUGGGCCACGUCCCUCGCACGCUCUGGACCUGGAGGCCGAGGACGAGAGAACGCGGCUGUGUGAGGACCACCUAGGGCUGGCCAGCCGGGAGCUGCUGCUGCAGGACAAGGAGCUUGUGGACUUCCCCCGGAUCCACCCGUCUGGGAGCUGCCCUGGAGACCUGGCCCCACACCUGGUGAUCGCAGGCGGCUCCUCCCUGCAGGGGGCCCAGCUGUCUGGAGAGCCAGGCCCCCACCCACACCCCACACACGCGCCCUGGCUGCCUCGGACCCGCAGCCCCUCCCUGUGGAUGGGGGGACAUUCCUACGGUCUGGGACACCCCGCCCUGCACCAGAACCUGCCCCCCACGUUCCCCACAGGGGUGCCGGGCUCCAUGCCCCCCGUCUUUCCCCUCUCGCAGGAUGCCCCCGCCCAGCUGGUCAUCCUGCCCUCGGAGCCCGCGCCCCACAGUGCCCCCCACACACUGGCUGACGUCAUGGACCAGGCCUCCCUGUGGCCCCCCGUGUAUGGGGCCCGGGGCCCCGCGCCCCACAUGCAGCACCACGGCCAACUGCCCGUGUACCCCCGCACCCAGUUCCUGCGCCAGGACCUGUACACGCUGCCCACGCAGGCACAGGCGCACCCGCAGCCACGGGCUGCCCAGUUCCAGCGGAAGCCCGAGGACUCGCUGGAGAUGGAGGCACCGCCCGAGAAGCCCCUGAAGCCCAGCCACAAGCCAGUUGCCUUAACCCCUACGACCAGGGGUGCCCCCUCGCCCGCUGCCCCCAACGCCGCCACCACAGGCCCUGCCCGCCUCUCACCCUGCUGCCACUCGCCCGCCCGCAAGGCCCCCACCGGCAGCCCCUCGGCUGGAACUGCCCUGCCUGGCUCUCAGGACCCCCGGGGUGGAGGACGGCGGCCCGACCUCCAUGGCCUGGACCCAGGCCUCGCUGCUGGGUUCACCUGCGCUGAAGCAACGUCUGCCUUCUCCCUGCCGCCCCCCUCACUCGCCUCGGCCCUCCCGGACCCUGACACUAUGCAAAGCACCGGCCCUGGGGAGCCUCCUGAGCCCCCGAGCACCUUCUCCCCUGGGGAGCCACCCCACAGUCCCCGCAGCCUAGAGGAGCCUGGACUGCCCUCGGGGGCCAGGGAGCCCUCCUCGGACCUUGCCAUCACACCCCACCCUGCAGAGCGGGGCUCCCCGAGGCGAGCUACGGACUCCAGCCCCCCAGAGGGGUCUCAGGAGAGGCCGUGUGGGGUCCCCGUCCAGGGCAGCUUGGACAGCCCUGCUCAGGGAGACGCCCUGGGGGGCAGGACCGCGGGGAGUGGUGUGCAGGGCUCACCCCCAGGUGGGGGCCUGCAGGAUGUAGCCCCCGAAGAGGCUGGACCCGAGGAUGAGGAAGACGACAAACACUGGGGGCCACAGCCCCACCUGCUCGGGGCUCUCUCGGGCCUGGACUCCCUGGUGGCUGCCACCAUCAGCCUGGGGGACCUGCCUGUCUCUGACCCUCUGGACCCACCGCCCCCUGCAGUGCCCCCACCCGCUGCAGCACCCUUACCCUCGUGCCCUGGGACCCCUGGAAUCGCCCUCCUCAGUGAGCUGGCUGACCUGGAGCUGCCCCCGCACAGGAGCCUGCAGGGUGAGUCACCGCAGGACGUGCUGGCCUUCAACCUGCAGCGCCUGGCCACGCUCGCCUCGGCCUGGUCGCUGGUGGAGGCUGCAGGCCUGGACCCCAGCACCCCCGCCACGCUGCCCGAGCCAGACCCCAGCAGGGCCCCCACAGUCACCCCACGCAUGCAGAUCCUCCGGCGCAAGGACACGUGGACCCCCAAGAUCAAGCCUGUGUGCCCCCUGAAGGCGGCCAUCGAGCAGCUGGACACACAGGAGGUGGCCAUGCGGGUGCAGCUGGCAGAGCUACAGCGACGCUAUAAGGAGAAGCAGCGAGAGCUGGCGCGUCUGCAGCGCCGGCGGGACCAUGAGCGAGAGGACGGUUCCAGGAGUCCAGCUCGGCGCGGGCCUGGCCGGCCCCGGAAGCGCAAGUUCUGCAGCCUGUUGCCCGGCACCCGGCUCCCCAGGGCAGAGGGCAGGGAGGUCAGGGCCGUGCGUUCCAGCCUGAGCCUGCUGUGUGCGGAGCUGCGGGCUGACGAUCCCCCCACAAAGCGCAGCAAACUAGAGAAGCUACAGUCGGUCUCGGGGGAACGGCUGCGGUUCAAGGGCAGCGCCCAGAGGGAAGCAGCGUCUUCGGCUGCCCCGCGGGAGCCCAAGGCCAGGACUCGGGGGCUGCCCACCAGCCUCAGCCCCUUCCGGAGGAGGGAGGCCCCAGGUGGACGCGUGCGGAAGAAGCCGCCCCGAGCCAGGACCGUGUCUGCAGCAGCACGGGGCCCACAGCCCGGGGCGGAUGCCGGUAGCCGAGCUGCAUCCAAGUUCCCAGCCCGGCUGGCAGUGGGCAGUGCCCAUGGGACAGGCAAUGGCUGUGACAGUGAGAGUCGCGAGGGCUUCCUGGGGUCCGAGCUGGUGCUGCAGGCGACGGCUGGCGUCUCUCCAUCGUCGGUGGUGAAAAUGGAAGCCAACCGCAAGGCCAGGAAGAAGGAGGAACGGCAGGGCCUACUGGGGGCCUGCCGGCUCUCCAGUCCCGACAGCGAGGUCAAGAUCAAGAGGCGGACCGUGAAGGGCAAGGUGGGCUCCAAGCUGGCUCGGGCACCGGGGCGCAGGCCACCAUGCAAGAAGAAAGGCCCAGGACCGACAGUGGCACUGGGGGCCUCGUCCAGGGAUGCCUUGUUUGGCAGCACGCGGGGCUUCUCACGACGGCAGGAGGGCACACUGGCUGGGGAGCGCCUUAAACGGGCAACACGCAAGGGCGCGGCACUGCAGCCGGGCCUGCGGCGCAAGAACGGCGCCCUGACCAUCGCCCUCUCUCCACGCAAUGCCAAGGCCAUCCUGGGGGCCAGGAAGCUGGGCAAGGCCAAGGGCACAGUGGUCCGCCAACAGGGCCCAGGCCGUGCUGUGAGCCGGUUGCUGCAGAGUUUCGCGCAGGACAGAGACUUUCGCUUCGACACCAGCAGCUUCUCAGAGGAGGAGGAUGAGGACGAGGAGGAUGAUGAAGAUGAGGAGGCGGGGCCCCUGAGCGCAGAGCAGAGCGCGGCACUGGCGCGCUCCUGCACCAUCCACGAGGAGGACCUGCAAGACGGGCUCCCGGUGCUCAUCCCCAAGGAGGACCGGCUGCUGUACGCGGGCAGUGUGCGGACUCUGCAACCUCCAGACAUUUACAGCAUCAUCAUCGAGGGCGAGAGAGGAAACCGCCCGCGGAUCUACUCCCUGGAGCAGCUUCUGCAGGAGGCGGUCCUAGACGUGCGGCCUCAGUCCAGCAGAGCCCUCCCGCCGGGCACCAGGGUCUGCGCCUACUGGAGCCAGCAGUCCCGCUGCCUGUACCCUGGAAGUGUGGUUCGGGGUUCAUCCAGCGAUGAGGAGGAAGACCUCGACUCGGUAGUGGUGGAAUUUGACGAUGGUGACACGGGCCACAUAGCCGUGUCCAACAUCCGGCUGCUACCCCCCGACUUCAAGAUCCAGUGCACUGAACCCUCACCUGCCCUGCUGGUGCCCAGCAGCUGCCGCAGAACUAAAAAGGCAGUUUGUGAGGCUCCCCCGCCCAGCGAGGCCUCUGCCCCCAGCCUGUCCCCUAAGACGCUCGAUGGCCCAGAAGCUUGCAAGGUCGCUGGGAAGAAGCCACCCCGGAGAGACAGAGCCGGCAAAGUGGAGCUGCUCAAUUCAGGUGCCAAAGCCCCAUCGGGGGUCUCAGACCACCUCCUGGGCCGGCGCAGUGGCCCCCUGCUGAGCUGGUCAGUGGCUCAGACCAAGCGGAAGGCGGCAGCGGCAGCGGCCAAGGGCCCAGGCAUCCUGCAGAACCUCUUCCAGCUAAAUGGCAGCGCACGUCGGCUACGGGCCCGUGAGGCCUUGUUCCCAGUGCACAGCGUGACCGCGCCCGUGUUCGGCACUGGCUUCCGAGCCGACUCCUUCAGCAGCCUGGCCAGCAGCUAUGCACCCUUCGGUGGCGGCACGACCACUGCCCAGGGCCUCCCCGGGGGCGCCCAUAGGCUGCUGCGGGCCAAGAAGGCAGAGCGGGCCGAGGCUGAGAAAGGCGGGCGGCGGCGGGUCGGGAGCGAGUUCCUGGUCAAGCUUGACCACGAGGGAGUGACCUCCCCAAAAAACAAAGCCUGCAAGACGCUGCUGGCAGGCGACAAGGGACUGGCACCCAAGCUGGGGAGGCCACCAGCCAGCCCCAGCUACACACACCCAGCACUGCUGGCCAAGGACCGGAAGGGCCGGGCGCCCAUCCACCCGCUGCCCAUGGGGCUGGCCCUGCGCAAGUUCUCGAGCCAGGCCGAGUUCCCGCUGCCCUGUGACAGUGACUGCCACAGCUCCUAUUCGGACGAGGAGGAGGAGGAUGCACCCGGGCUGGCUCCCGGCGUGCCUGCACGCUUCCUAGCCCGCCUCUCCGUCUCGUCCUCAUCGUCCGGCUCGUCCACCUCCUCGUCGUCCGGCUCCCUGUCCACCUCCAGCCUCUGCUCCUCUGACGACGGCUCGUCCUGCAGCUCCGACGAGGACGAGGACCCGACCCUGCUUCUCCCACGCUGUCUCUCGCACCCUGUGCCCACCCUCCUGGCCCAGCCCGAGGCCCUUCGGCCCAAGAGCAGCGGCCCCCACGCCCACCCUCAGCGAUGCUUUCUGUCCCGAGCUGCGGUGGCGGGCGGAGCGGCAGGCUCUGGCCCCAGCGGGGGCGGGAAGGCCGGGCUCAAGCGCAAGGAGGCCUUGAGCUUCUCCAAAGAGCUGCCCCGGAGGCAGCGGCUACCGUCUGUGGAGAACCGGCCAAAGAUCUCCGCCUUCCUGCCCGCCCGGCAGCUCUGGAAGUGGUCUGGGAGCCCCACGCAGCGCCGCGGCAUGAAGGGCAAGGGCCGGAAGCUCUUCUACAAGGCCAUCGUGCGCGGCAAGGAGACGCUGCGCGUGGGCGACUGCGCCGUCUUCCUCUCGGCCGGGCGCCCCAACCUGCCCUACAUCGGCCGCAUCGAGAGCAUGUGGGAGUCGUGGGGCCGCAACAUGGUGGUCAAGGUCAAGUGGUUCUACCACCCGGAGGAGACGCGGCUGGGCAAGAGGCAGAGCGACGGCAAGCACGCCCUGUACCAGUCUUGCCACCAGGACGAGAACGACGUGCAGACUAUCUCCCACAAGUGCCAGGUGGUGGCGCGCGAGCAGUACGAGCAGAUGACGCGGGGCCGCAAGUGCCAGGACCGGCAGGACCUGUACUACCUGGCGGGCACCUACGACCCCACCACCGGCCGCCUGGUGACGGCCGAGGGCGCGCCCAUCCUGUGCUGA